Molecule: messenger RNA, 3192 nt
Organism: Mercenaria mercenaria
Lineage: Eukaryota; Metazoa; Mollusca; Bivalvia; Venerida; Veneridae
Product: exportin-6-like
Exons: 22
Coding region: 110-3118 (1002 amino acids)
Biological process (GO): protein export from nucleus
Molecular function (GO): nuclear export signal receptor activity; small GTPase binding
Source: RefSeq, a predicted model, not a curated record
UGCUUUUUUGUUAAUUUCAAUCAAUAUUAUCAGGAACCGAGCACAAGAAGAUGAAGUGAUGAAUUAAUUAACUUCAGCAGUAGAAUUUCCUUAUAAAAGAAAGGGAGAUAUGGCCGGGGAUGCAGCAAGCCUUCAGUCGCUAGAGCAUUUAAUGUCAGAAUUCUUCAAUGCUGUAACCAGUAAUGACAGAAAGAGACAGAUUGAGGAGAUCUUGAACCAGUUUAGUCAGACAAGGGAUUGCUGGAAACAAUGUUUGUUCUUCCUGUCAAACUCACAGAAUGAGUAUGUGAUGAUGUAUUGCCUUACUGUAUUAGAGAAUCUGAUAACAAAGCAGUGGGUAGGUUUCUCUGCAGAAGAUAAGCGGGAGAUUCGUAUGUUGUUGAAUCAGUACCUGCUGGAACACCAUACCAAGGUACCAUCAUUCAUCAGGAAUAAACUAGUCAAACUUGUGGUGGAUGUUGGCAAGAUUGACUGGCCUCACUUCUAUCCAGAUUUCUUCUCUAGUAUUUUACAGCUUGUACAACAGUCUGAGACAACUUCUUUGGGGAUCAUACUUCUGCAUACAGCGUCGGAGGAACUGGCGGUACCCAGGGAGGACCUCUCUAUGUCCAGGAAGGAGGAACUGCAUAAACUGCUUCUACAACAAGUUCCCACAAUUCUUACCUUACUCAACAAUGUAUUGGAUAUGGCCCUGGAAAGGCAUCGUCACCUUGUGAUGGCCACACCACCUCCAUCCCCUACCCAUGGGGAAUCAGGGGGCAGGAAACAACAGUCAGUUCUACUGUUCACUGAUUCACCACUCAAGUCUGAUUCUUUUAUGAAUGACAUGUUCAAGUCACCUGGAAGCCAUGUACAGAUGGAAGCCCUGCCACCAUUGGACUUUGGAACCCAGGAACUGUGUGCCCUCACUCUGAACUGCCUUUCUCACUACUUCAGUUGGAUCCCUCUGUCAUCCUUCAUCACCCCUUCUCUUCUUAGCACCAUCUUCCACUUUGCUGGUUUUGGGUGUGAAACCCAGGGAGGACGUACCAUGAAUUCCGGUGCCAGUUUCAGCUCCACAUCGUGUCAUCUUGGUAUACUUGCAAUGAACUGUAUCAAUGAACUGUUAUCUAAGAACUGUGUACCAGCAGAGUUUGAGGACUACUUAUUACAGAUGUUCCAACAAACAUUUUACCUGUUACAGAAACUGACCAAGGAUAGUAGUACAUGUUCUAGUGGAAAUAGACUGACAGAACUUGAUGAAAAUUAUGUAGAGAAGUUCACUGACUUUUUGAGGUUGUUUGUUAGUAUACAUCUACGGAGAUUUGAGUCGAGCACACAAUUUCCUGUCAUAGAAUUCCUGGCUUUACUCUUCAAAUACACUUUUAGACAGCCAUCCAAUGAAGGUUUUUACAACUGUUUAGAUAUCUGGACAACAUUUCUGGACUACUUACUAACAAAAUCCAAGGGGAGACAGGGAGAGAUACAAGCUAUAGUUUUAAGGUAUAAAGAAGCAUUGACGUCCCUGGUACGACAUAUCCUGCAGAAACUACAGUUCAAAUACAAUCAAACACAGCUGGAGGAACUUGAUGAUGAAACAUUGGAUUAUGAUGAGGAGACAGAAUGGCAACAUUUUCUACGACAAUGUCUGGAACUGAUUGCCAGAGUGGCAGAGAUACUUACUGCAGAAACCUUUCAGAUACUGUAUGAGCCAUUUCAAGAAGUGAUGGAGAUAUAUUUUGGUUUAGAGAGACAUAUUCAGUCGGCAGAUUCCAAACGUAGUUUGAACAUCCGAGGAGAGAAUGAUUGUAGACGGCUUCAUUGUUCUCUACGAGAUCUGUCCUCCCUGUUACAAGGGUUGGGGAGACUAGCUGAUCAUUUUAUAGCUGAUAAAUUUGCCGAGAGAUUUGCUGAUGGCCAGGUGCUUUUAGAGAGACUGAUACAUAUGGUUGUAUAUGGCAGUAGAGUGAAGCUGUUUGAACUGACCUCUACAGAGCAGAGUGUUCUACAGACUGAUCUGAUUGAAGUGCAUGCCCAAGCAUUAGCAGCAAUCAAACCAUUUGCUCACUGGCUGUCACAGUUCUACGCUGAGUCGCUAAACUAUCCGGAUCAGAGACAGAAAUUUACUGACCUAAUAACAACAUUGCUAGAUGCUAUCACCUGUCUGUUUGAGGAACAGAUUCCAGAUAAGAUAGCACACUCUGCUGCUCAUUUGCUACUGUCGUUAGUGACCACUGUUAGACCUAAAUUCCUACUUCAGAUACCAUGUGUGCAAAAACUCUACAACUCUGCAAGCCAGGGUGCAUUUAGGAAAGUCAACUUGGAGGUACAGGUAUUGCUGUACAGAUCUCUUAGUCUACACUUACUGUUACCCUGGAACAAUGUUCCUGAUUCAGAACAAGACUGGAGUAAUCGAGCAAGCACACACCAGAGUUUCUGCCACCAGAUGGCAGCAUCAUAUUUCCAGUUGAAAGAUACAUCUUCUUUGAUAAACAACAAGACUGCACAAGAUGCAGCCAAAUUGGUGAUCAGUAACAGUUUGAAGCUGAUGGUAGACUGGAUCGAGUGUGUGUCAGGAGAGGUGGUGAAAACAAAACAGAUCUGUUACCAGUCUAUGUCAGAGAUUGUCAGUAUCAGCCUGGCUGUUUUUCCUGUUUUUAUUCACCAACCAGAUGUUGUAGAGGAUCUGAUGACAUUUUUCCUGGCCUUGUUCCAGUCGUGUAGGGUACAGAUGGGUGUCCCAUUUACAGAACAUGCCAUACAAACAUUCAUGGGGCUGUUCAGCAAAGAGCAGUUAGCUGAAACGAUUAGGCAUGAGAGCACUGCUGCACACAGGGUGAUAGAAAAGUUUUUGAAGAUUUUACAGAUAAUUAUACAGGAGCCAGGUUCAGCGUUCAAGAGAUUCCUACCCAGUAUAAUUGAUAUAUGUAUGGAGCAUAUCUACCCUGUUAUAGCACAGCGUCCCUCGCCAGACAUGAAGCAAGUGUUGUAUGAAUUACUGCAUGAGUUCCUAAUCAACAAUUGGAGAUAUUUCUUCAAGGGUUCUGUAUUGACAAAAUUGAACAACAAGGAGGAAACUGUUGAAAAUGAAGCUCAAUUCUCAGCUAUCAUGCAGGCAUAUGGCCAGUCUUUCUUAUAAACAGAUAUAGCUGUUUUUAAACAGAAUCUAGAGUCACUAGAGAAGCUUCAUUCAAAAUGGAAACUUUUUUAAAA